Messenger RNA from Drosophila ficusphila, 2449 nucleotides. RefSeq names its product proteoglycan 4. Lineage: Eukaryota; Metazoa; Arthropoda; Insecta; Diptera; Drosophilidae. Gene Ontology annotation, molecular function: proton transmembrane transporter activity. The record is from RefSeq and is a predicted model, not a curated record. The transcript has 2 exons. Bases 82 to 2355 code for a protein of 757 amino acids. Gene Ontology annotation, biological process: proton motive force-driven ATP synthesis.
ACUGGAGGCCAAUGUGAACACCUGCCCGUACAUAUAUAUAUAUCAAAAUAUUCAGCCAAGACCUCUUAACAAAACCGAAGGAUGUGGGAGAAGCUGGUGAACUGCAUUAAGGGCAAGAGUGGCUCCCAAAGAACCAGCUGCCAGUUUGUCCAACUGGCCGAUCUGAUGAAGCAAGUGCCUCCGAACCAACUGCAUAUGUUCGAAAUGUUCGCCAAGAAAAACGAGGAGUACAAGGAACGCGUUCGCAAGUACCCAGAAUCCAUGCCGACAAUCGACUGGGAGUACUAUCGAAAAAACGUGCGCGAAGAGUUCGUGGAGUGGGUCAAAGGUUAUGAGACCAAGUACGACAAACUGCACUCCCUGUUCGAAAAUCGAGAUGCAAUGGUGGACCACAAGCGCUACUUCGAUCGAGUGGAUGAAGAAACUGUGGAGGUUAAAAAAGCUAUAAGCGCCUACAAGGCCGAAUCAAACGAGAGAAUUAAACAGCUAACCGAAAAGUUGCAGUUCGUAAAUGGUAUGCUGCCCUACGAUCAAAUGACCAUGGAGGAGUUCUGCUUUGCCCGUCCACACUUGGCACCCGAUUUUAUAAACAAGCCAACUUUCUGGCCGCACACUCCCGAAGAGCAAACGCCAGGUCCUGCGGAUCCAGAGGCAGCUGCUGCUCUACAUGAAGAUCAUGAACCUGAACCUCCGAAGAAACCCACUCCGGAACAGCCACCAGAAAAAGUAAAAACUGAAGCAGCUGUGGCUCCCAAAAAACCAUCGGAGCCUCUAGUAGAAACCUCUCAAUUAGCUGAAAAGGCCUCCGAAUUGGCCAAGGAUGUGAUGGCCAAAGCUAUCAUUUUGUUUAACGCUCUCAAGGAGAAAAUUGCGGGAUUAGCUAACAAAGUGAAGGAAAAGGCAGAUGCUACCAAAAAAGCCCGCGCAGAAGCUGCUAAAGAUUGUGAAUCUCCCACAGCUACAGACACGACCACACCCACAAAAACGCUGGAUAGCUUCAAGGAACGCGAUUCCGGACCAAACAUUUGCACACAGACGAUUAUCCGCGGCGAAGAAGAAGCCAACCCGGAAAUCAAGGAGCGACAUUCAAAGUUGUCCGUCGAGGCAGAAUGUGAAGAGGCGCGGGAGCAGAAGGCCUCCAGAAUAGCUAGGGCCUUGGAACGCAAACGCCAAAUGCACGAGGCCGAGGAUUGGCCUCACAAACGCAGAGAGGAUCCCUGCAAGCCCAAGGAGGAUCCCUGUAAGCCUAAAUAUGAUCCUUGUAAGCCUGAAGAAGAUCCUUGCAAACCCAAGACAGAAGAAAUUGUCUGCAAGCCUGAUCCCUGCAAGCAAAUGGAGCAGGAAGCCAUCUGUGAACCAGAUCCUUGCAAACCAAAGAAGAAAGAACCGGUCUGUGAUCCUUGUGAAUUAUUAAAAAAAGAAGACGAAUGCAAACCAGAUCCUUGCAAGCCAAAAGAAGAAAAGCCUGUAUGUGAAACUGAGAAAGAUUCCUGCAAGGAAAAAGGUAAAAAAGAUGACAAAUGCAUGGACUCGAAAAAUAAGGGGGAGGACGAAAAGGAUCCGGAGCAAACCUUCAUAAACAUAUCCCAAUGCAGUGAAGAGCUGGCUAAGAAAGAAGCAGAGAAAUCUGGGGAUCCUGGUAAACCCAAAGAAAAAGCCUCACUGACCGAUAUAAAUCAAGAAUCCAGCCAAAAACCGAUUUUGGGCAUGCAGACUACUGAAUCAAAGGAUGCCAAAAUGGAUCAAAAAUCUAUUAUUGAAGGCGCUAAAGAAGUGGGUCCUGUCUACACGGAUCCCAAUCAGUUGGAAAAAUUGCUUGACAAAGAAAAGGAAGUCAGGGAAAAGAAAGAACUCAAGAAAAAAGAGUCUGCAGAUAAAGUUGAAGAGAUUGUGAAACCCAAAGAUGAUAAGCCAGUUACUAUUUACCCUAAGCUAGAGAUAUCGACCAAACCAAAAACAAAAGUACCUGAUGAUACCAACAAUUCACCCACGGAGAUGGCCAAGCAGGUGUUCAACAUGGCCACAGGAGCUGCUUCUCUUUUAACAGAAGCCACAAACACACUGGAGGACUUGAAGAAAAAGAAGGAGGAUCGUCUUGAGGCUCUGGAACAGGCCUAUACUUCCGCUCAAAGACAGGCUCAGGGAGCUUUGGCCGAAGCUUCAAAAGCCGUGGAAGCCGCCAAUAAGUUGGCCAAAAAAUCAGCCCAACAAACUGGCGAAAUCAGCAGCCAAGACCAAGAGGCUUUGGAUAUGGCCGAGAAGCAUGCCAUUUUGGCCAAAAUGCUGGCCAGUCGUGCCGUGGCCUUAAAGGACCAACUGGCCCGUGUUCUUAACGAUCUAAAGAAGAAAGAAUAGUUUCCAGAAACACACAUUUUUCCACGAUUUUAUACCAGUUCUUUGUUAGUUGUUUUUCGCAUUAAAUUUUCUGUUUCAGUUUUCCCCGUUAAAA